Molecule: messenger RNA, 4909 nt
Organism: Phodopus roborovskii (desert hamster)
Lineage: Eukaryota; Metazoa; Chordata; Mammalia; Rodentia; Cricetidae
Gene: Epas1
Product: endothelial PAS domain protein 1
Exons: 16
Coding region: 570-3197 (875 amino acids)
Biological process (GO): cellular response to hypoxia; regulation of transcription by RNA polymerase II
Cellular component (GO): transcription regulator complex; nucleus; cytoplasm
Molecular function (GO): protein dimerization activity; RNA polymerase II transcription regulatory region sequence-specific DNA binding; DNA-binding transcription factor activity, RNA polymerase II-specific
Source: RefSeq, a predicted model, not a curated record
CGAGGAAGCCGGACAUUCGAGAGCGGCCGGUGCACAGCUUCGGAGUCUUCAGCGUUCCGCUCCAGCUCUCCUGAGGCGGCCGUACAAUCCUCGGCAGUGUCCUGAGACUGUAUGGUCAUCUCAGUGGCCGCACUCGCCUGGCCCCGGAUUUCUUCCAACUCGCUCUCUCCGAGCCACUGUUUUUGUUUGCUGGUUGGUUGGUUGGUUGGUUUGGUUUUGUGACAUCCCAGAAAAUUGACUCCUGUUUGCGGAUAAACGGGACUUCAGGUCGCUUGUCGCUGUUCUCUCCUCCGGCGUCUUACAACCUCCUCCCACUCCUUUCCCCGGCCCCGCCUCCUCCUGCAGGUUCCUCCCCGCCACCCUUCUCCUCCCUCCUCCUCCGCACCUAGCCAGGAGUCUGCAAACUUCCACCUGAUUGUGCGGGACACUCGGAUCUGCGAGCACUAAAGACCUUUCACACCUGCCGGGCUGACAGAGAGCGGCCGAGGGCCACAGCAAAGGCAACGGCUGCAGCCCCCUACGGGCCUAAGAAACCCAGGUGCUCCGGGUCUCGGAGGGACAAGGCGACAAUGACAGCUGACAAGGAGAAGAAAAGGAGCAGCUCCGAGCUGAGGAAGGAGAAAUCCCGAGAUGCUGCAAGGUGCCGACGCAGCAAGGAGACGGAGGUCUUCUAUGAACUGGCUCAUGAGUUACCACUGCCUCACAGUGUAAGCUCCCACCUGGACAAAGCCUCCAUCAUGCGGCUAGCUAUCAGCUUCCUGCGGACACACAAGCUCCUGUCCUCAGUCUGCUCUGAAAAUGAAUCCGAAGCUGAGGCUGACCAGCAGAUGGAUAACUUGUACCUGAAAGCCUUGGAGGGUUUCAUUGCUGUGGUGACCCAAGAUGGUGAUAUGAUCUUUCUUUCGGAAAACAUCAGCAAGUUCAUGGGACUGACCCAGGUAGAACUAACAGGACACAGUAUCUUUGACUUCACUCACCCUUGUGACCAUGAGGAGAUCCGUGAGAACCUGACUCUCAAAAAUGGCUCUGGCUUUGGAAAGAAAAGCAAGGAUAUGUCCACCGAACGUGACUUCUUCAUGAGGAUGAAGUGCACAGUCACCAACAGAGGCCGGACUGUCAACCUCAAGUCAGCCACCUGGAAGGUCUUGCACUGCACUGGCCAAGUGAGAGUCUACAACAACUGCCCUCCUCACAAUAGCCUCUGUGGCUACAAGGAGCCCCUGCUGUCCUGCCUCAUCAUCAUGUGUGAACCUAUCCAGCACCCAUCCCACAUGGACAUCCCCUUGGACAGUAAGACUUUCCUGAGCCGCCACAGCAUGGACAUGAAGUUCACCUACUGUGAUGACAGAAUCAUGGAACUGGUUGGUUACCACCCCGAGGAGCUACUUGGUCGCUCUGCUUAUGAGUUCUACCAUGCCCUGGACUCAGAGAACAUGACCAAAAGUCACCAGAACUUGUGCACCAAGGGGCAGGUGGUGUCUGGCCAGUACCGUAUGCUAGCAAAACACGGAGGAUAUGUGUGGCUGGAGACCCAGGGGACUGUCAUCUACAAUCCCCGCAACCUGCAGCCCCAGUGCAUCAUGUGUGUCAACUACGUCCUGAGUGAGAUUGAGAAGAACGAUGUGGUGUUCUCCAUGGACCAGACUGAAUCUCUGUUAAAGCCCCACCUGGUGGCCAUGAACAGCAUCUUUGACAGCAGUGGAGAUGCGGCCUUGUCUGAGAAGAGUAACUACCUGUUCACCAAGCUGAAGGAGGAGCCGGAGGAGCUGGCCCAGUUGGCCCCAACCCCAGGAGAUGCCAUUAUUUCUCUGGAUUUUGGAAACCAGAACUUUGACGAGCCAUCGGCAUAUGGCAAGGGCAUUCUGCCCCCAGGCCAGCCAUGGGCUGCAGAGCUGAGCCACAGUGCCCAGAGUGAGUCUGGGAGCCUGCCUGCCUUCACUGUGCCCCAAGCGGGCACCCCAGGGAACACCACGCCCAGUGCCACAAGCAGCAGUAGCAGCUGCUCCACGCCCAGCAGCCCUGAGGACUAUUACUCAUCUCUGGAGGAUCACUUGAAGAUUGAAGUGAUAGAGAAGCUCUUUGCCAUGGACACAGAGGCAAAGGACCAGUGCAACACCCAGACUGAUUUCAAUGAGCUGGACUUGGAGACGCUAGCACCCUACAUCCCGAUGGAUGGGGAGGACUUCCAGCUAAGCCCCAUCUGCCCGGAGGAGCCACACAUGCCAGAGAGCCCCCAGCCCAGUGCCCAGCACUGCUUCAACACCAUGACAAGCAUCUUCCAGCCACUGGCCCCAGGGGCCACUCCCAGCCCCUUCUUCCUGGACAAGUACCCACAGCAGCUGGAGAGCAGGAAGACCGAGCCUGAGUACUGGCCCAUGUCCUCCAUCUUCUUUGACCCUGGGAACAAAGGGUCCCUGCCCCCAUGCUGUGGCCAGGCCAGCACUCCUCUCUCUUCUAUGGGAGGCAGAUCCAACACUCAGUGGCCUCCAGACCCACCGUUACACUUCAGGCCCACCAAGUGGCCUGUGGGCGAUCCGAACCCUGAAUCGUUGGGGGCUGUGACAUUGGGCCCAUCACAGUUGGGGCCACCCAACACCUUACCGCAUGUCUCCAUGUUCAAGAUGAGGUCUGCAAAGGACUUUGGGGCUCGAGGCCCAUACAUGAUGAGCCCAGCCAUGAUAGCCCUCUCCAACAAGCUGAAGCUAAAGCGCCAGCUGGAAUACGAGGAACAAGCCUUCCAAGACACCAGUGGGGGGGACCCUCCGGGCACCAGCAACAGUUCACAUCUGAUGUGGAAACGUAUGAAGAGCCUCAUGGGAGGGACCCGCCCUCUGAUGCCUGACAAGGCCAUCAGUGCAAACAUGGCCUCUGAUGAAUUCACCCAAAACUCCAUGAGAGGUCUGGGCCAGCCACUGAGACACCUGCCACCCCCACAGCCACCAUCUGCCUUGAGCCCAGGGGAGAAUGCCAAGAAUGGGUUCCCGCCACAGGGCUAUGCCUCCCAGUUCCAGGACUAUAGUCCUCCAGGAGCCCCAAAGGUGUCAGGCAUGGCCAAUCGACUGCUGGGGCCCUCGUUCGAGCCUUACCUGUUGCCAGAACUGACCAGAUAUGACUGUGAGGUGAAUGUCCCUGUGCCUGGAAGUUCCACACUCCUGCAAGGGAGAGACCUUCUCAGAGCUCUGGACCAGGCCACCUGAGCCAGGGCCUUGGCCGGGCAUGUUCCUGCCCUGCCACCUUGUCCUGCCAGCUUCACCUUCCGUCUGUGUUGCAACUAGGUAUAUCUAACACCAGCACACUUAAGAGAUGUACUGACCUGGCCGAUCUGCCAGGUCACCAAGCAGUGGCCUUUAUUGACAUGCUCACUUUAUUAUCCGUGUUUUUAAAAUACAUAUUUGUUUUACUGUCGAUGAAAAUGCCCUGAAAUUUUGUAAGACUUCCCCCUCCUUCCCUUGAAUUAUCUCUAAUUUAUAUUCCCCAAAGGUUUCUCUUCCACAUCUGUUCUAACAAGCGUGGAGGAGGAUGUUGGCUCUCCGGUUAAGGAAAGUUUUGGCUUCACUCGACUGAAGUGGUUUUGUCAUUGUUGUUGCCAAAGAGAAAAGGAUUUUCCCUUUCCAAGCACCGUGGUGGAUGUGCGCUCUCUCUCUCUCUCACACACACCCAUUACCUUAUUGUAAACUUUAGUGUUUUUAAACAGCCAACUCUAUGCUCUGGUUUUGAUACGACUCAUGUGGCAAAAAAGCAAAUGUGAAGGGUGAACUCCAGGGUCACCCGUGCCGCUACACAGUGGCCUUCCUGAACCGUUUGGCGGAGUCCCCCACCUCGCCCCCAGGUUCAGUGGGUUUUUUAUUCUUAUUACUCAAAAGCAAAGCUGAGGUUUUUUUUUUUUAAAGCAAGAUUUAUAUCUGGGUUUAAGUGUUUAUCAUAUAUAUGGGUACUUUGUAAUAUCUAAAAACUUAGAGAUGGAAUCCUGCUCACAUACUUUCUAGGGCUGUUAUUUUUAUUUUCCUCAGUGUUCUAGAUACUGUAGAACUGUAUAGUAGUUCCCCAAGCCUAUACUAACACUGCUAUGGAUCCCCGCCCCCUCUCUGGUGACCUUUUGCUUUUGUGAAAUGUCAUAGGUGUGACAAAAAGAACCCCAGGGGUCGAGUCAUCAAGGGCAAAGCAUCGCAAGCUAUCUUCUGUCCUUAUAUUCCCUGUGCACUAUGUACGUACGCAUGGUUAUUGUUGCUACGAGGGCUCUGACGGCACGUCGGGGAUGGGAAGGAUGGGAUUUCACUUUGUUCAAGUGCACUGAGCAAGUGACCCUACCUGUCUCUCUGGUGCGGCACACUGGGUAUUUCCACAGCUACCAUGAGAUGGUUUGAGUGGGGAUUCACAAAUGAUGGACUGAUCCAGUCCUGUGAGCUAAACUUGGUCUGGUCAGCCCCGCACAGUCAAGGUGCAGCCCCGCCGGUAGGCGAGCAGUAGGCCGACCUCCAGGGGUCUCAGUCACAUGAAGUGACGUGAAUAGGUAGGAAGCACUGAAAAUAGUGUUCCCAGAGCACUUUGCAACGCAUGGGGAGGAGGGGGACCACCUUUUGGGUGUGUGAUACCAAUCAACAGCCGAUGUUGUUGACUCAGGUACAAUAAAACAACUUUAAAUACACACAAAACCCAUCAGGCCAGAAGGCAGUAAGCCUAGAGGGACUUACCGCUCACACCAAAAAUUAACUUUCAAAGUCAGUCUACCUAAAAUUACCUAGGCAUGGUGUUGUCCAAAUUGCACAGUGGUGCGCAGUGUGGCCUGACACACAGGGAUAGAACUUGAAGGGUUAUUGAUAUGUAAAUGAUGCUGGUAUUUGGUUUUCUGUGUUGUUGCCUCAGCAUUAAGGGCAUUUCCUUUUGCAGUUUUACUAAAAAAAAAAACAAA